This is a messenger RNA of Naegleria lovaniensis, 2511 nucleotides long. RefSeq lists its product as uncharacterized. The record is from RefSeq and is a predicted model, not a curated record. The transcript has 4 exons. Gene Ontology annotation, biological process: G protein-coupled receptor signaling pathway; protein phosphorylation. Gene Ontology annotation, molecular function: ATP binding; G-protein beta/gamma-subunit complex binding; guanyl nucleotide binding. Lineage: Eukaryota; Heterolobosea; Eutetramitea; Acrasida; Naegleriidae. The coding region runs from base 1 to 2511 and encodes 836 amino acids.
AUGGAAAAUCAUGAAAUACUCCAAAAAAAACAACAAUCGAGACAUGGUAGAAGACUUUCCGAUCAUUUGAUGGAAAUUUGUGAAAAAAAGUAUUCCACGAAUACGACGACGACGACGACGACUAGCAACUCGGCAUCCAGUGAAAGUUUACCUGAUAUCAUUGAUGAUGAUUUGAUUGGAGGAAGUGGAAUUGUUGCAGCCAUGAGACAUGGAUUAUUAUUGAAUCUCAAUGUGAAAGAAAAUAAUGAACUUGAGAGAAAAGGUUCUUUGCAACGAAGAAGAAAUAGUGAUGCCUCGUUGACAUUGGAUUCUGUAAUGCCUGUCAUUCAAGCUCAACCACGGAAAAGAGCUUCUAUAGCAAAUCUUUUUUUCACAGAAUGGAGCAAAACCGAAGAAAAAAUUGUAAACAAAAUUAAUGACAUUUCCACAAAGACGAUGAAUGAAAGAUCUUGGGAAACAGACUAUGAAGGAGGAUUAAAGGUAUUGAAAGAAGACAUCAAAGUGUUAUGGAAAAAUCAAUCGCUGAGAAAUCUAUUUUACAAUGCCAAUGAUUUUGGAUUUCAUGUUCAUGAAAAUAUCAUUUACUUUAUGAAGAAUAUUAAUAGAAUUUUUAGAGAGGACUACAAGCCGACUGAAGAUGAUUACUUGAAAAUGAGAUGUGUGACCACAGGCAUCACCUCUGUAGAUAUUAAAAUUAACAAAUCAAGCGUGAUCAAAUUGUACGAUACUGGCGGAGAAAGAUGUGAGCGAAGAAAGUGGAAUGCUCUUCUCGAUGCCAAUCCCAAUGCAAUCAUUUAUGUGGUUUCUCUUUCCGAUUUUGACAUGUAUUCUACCGAUCAAAAAGACAAAAACAAGAUGCAAGAUUCCAUUGACGAGCUGAAAAAUCUAUGUCAAGAAAUGAAUAUGCGAAGUUUGAAGAACACAGAAUUUUUAAUAGUGCUCAACAAAUCGGACGCCUUUAAAGAAAAAAUUGAAGAAAAAGGAAAAUGCAUUUCAUCUCUCUUUCCAGAGUUUAAAACCAAUCAAGGAAUGACAAUAUCAGCAUUUACAGCACUCUCUACUGUCAAUUACAGUUCUUCAACGAAUGAUAAUAACAGUGACACAAAACAAUAUGAAAAGAGUUUGAAAUUCAUUGGACGAUUGUUGCACAAUAUUGUAAAAAGUGAACUUCCUUCACAAAAAGCGAUUCACAUGUACGAAACUUGUGCACUAGACAAGGAAGACAUCAAGUACAUUUUUGAAGAUGGGUUGGAACCAUUAUUGAGACCAGCAAAUGACAUGAAUCGACCAUCUGCAAAGAAUGACAAUAUUAGAAUUCUAGUCGAUGAAAAACGAACGAUUAAUAUUGGAGAAUUUGCAAGCAAUGCCUCACUAUCCAAACAUGCAGGUAAUCGAGCAAAUACAAUGCCUGCAAAGAAACAACCAAAAAGACGUCCACUCAAUUCAUUCUUUUCAAUUUUGAAACAAUUGGUUCCACCUCCACCUCCUCCGUCACCAUUUUUAAACAGCGUUUCAGAAGCAUAUGAUAUUGGACCUCCAAAACCCUAUCAUAAAAAUAUUUCAAAUCCAAAAUUAACUCCAGAGGAAGAAGAAAGAGUGAAUAGUGCUCUGCAAGAUAACAUUGAAGAAGGAAAAGGAAACGACUACAGUGAAAAGUAUUCUAUCAAGAAACAAAUUGGAAAAGGUGGUCAAGCUUUCACCUAUAUUGUGGCAGAAAAAGAUGCUGUAUCUGACAAAAAGUUUUAUGUCAUGAAGAGAAUCAAAAUGAAAACCAUUCAAGAGCUGAAUCAGAAUUUCAAUGAAAUCAAAUCUCUCUAUUCAUUACGCCAUGAGUAUAUCAACUCAAUUCACGACUUUUUCGUGGAACAAAAAGAAUCAACAAUUGUUGCAGAUAAUAUUGAAGGUGACGACAAACAAAAUUUAUCAGGAAAGCAAGAAUAUGUUCUUUGUAUCAUUUUAGAAUUUUGCAAAGGAGGUGACAUGAGAAUGUAUUUGGAUCGAUUUAAAAAGAAGGGCAUAACCACCUAUGUGAGUCAAACACAGAUUGUAAAAUGGUUGAAAAAGUUAACUAUUGCUCUAGUUUUCAUUCACUCCAAAGGAUAUCUUCACAGGGAUUUGAAGCCUGAAAACAUUUUUUUCAACGAUUUAGAACGAGAAGAACUCAGAUUGGGAGAUUUUGGAUUGAGUUGUUUGGUAAAAUCGACCAAAGAUGCCUCUGUUGGAACCAUCAAUUACAUGUCUCCAGAACAAUGCAAAGGAGAAGGUUAUAGUGCUUCAUCCGAUAUAUGGUCUUUGGGAGCCAUUGUAUUGGAAAUUCUUACACAACGAACGGUUAACGUGAGAGAAGAAUUAGAGAAGGAUCCAAAUUAUGUGAACCAUGUAUGCAAUGAGCUUAAAGAUAUUUACAGCGAAGAGCUGUUAGAUUUUGUGUGCAUGACUCUACAAUUGGAUCCACAAGCAAGGCCAUCCACACCUGAACAGUUAUUGGCUCUUGUAGAAAAUAUUGAGUAG